Molecule: messenger RNA, 603 nt
Organism: Colletotrichum truncatum
Lineage: Eukaryota; Fungi; Ascomycota; Sordariomycetes; Glomerellales; Glomerellaceae
Source: RefSeq, a predicted model, not a curated record
AUGCCUGGAGUUCCCAUCGACGCCCUUGACAACCUCAAGGCCAAGUUCAAGGCUAUCUUCAAGAAGAAGGACGAGAAGAAGGCCGACUCGAAGCCCACUGAGCCCACGCCUGCUGCUGCUCCCCCCGCUACUACUACACCCGCUACCGAGCCUACGAAGACUGAGGCUGCCCCGGCCGCCGCUCCUGCCACUGAGCCAGCUGUUCCUGCUGCCGCUCCCGCUUCCGAGCCGGCCAAAGCCUCUGAGGCCGAGGCCAAGCCGGACGCAGCUCCGGUGACGACCGAAGCCGCCAAGGCCCCCGAAGCCACUCCUGCUGCUGCUCCGCCCGUGACUGCGGAAGCUCCCAAAGCCGCUGAAGUCUCAACCGCCACCCCUUCGACACAGGUUACCGAACCCGCGAAGGCUGAGACCCCCGUGAUCACCACCACCGCCCCGGCCGCUGAGACCGCUCCUGCGCCUGCACCCGCUGCUGCUGCUGCUGCUACUGAGACAGCCGCACCUGCUCCGGCUGCCGAGCCUGCGAAGACGGAGACUCCCGCGGCCACUGACGCCCCCAAGCCUGCAGAGAAGGCCGAGGAGAAGAAGGAGGCUCCUCCCGCCUAG